Messenger RNA from Lasiosphaeria miniovina, 1644 nucleotides. Its product is annotated as putative glutaryl-CoA dehydrogenase. The transcript has 8 exons. Gene Ontology annotation, biological process: fatty-acyl-CoA biosynthetic process; fatty acid beta-oxidation using acyl-CoA dehydrogenase. Gene Ontology annotation, cellular component: mitochondrial inner membrane. The record is from RefSeq and is a predicted model, not a curated record. NCBI's taxonomy places the organism in Eukaryota, Fungi, Ascomycota, Sordariomycetes, Sordariales, Lasiosphaeriaceae. Bases 1 to 1644 code for a protein of 547 amino acids. Gene Ontology annotation, molecular function: flavin adenine dinucleotide binding; fatty-acyl-CoA binding; glutaryl-CoA dehydrogenase activity.
AUGUCGCGCCUUCUUUACAUGCGACAUCUACGCGUAGAUCGCCUUCGGGCCCUGUCUACGCGUAAUGUGCGUGGCUUCGCGUCUUCGUCCGCUGGCCUACAGUUCGAGUGGGAGGACCCUCUUGCGUCCAAGAGCCUCCUGACAAGCGACGAGUUGGUCAUCUCCGAGACAGCAGAGCGUUACUGCCAAGAACGACUCCUGCCACGCGUGUUGCAGGCGUACCGCGACGAGCACUAUGAUCCCAGUAUCCUCCGCGAGAUGGGCGAGCUAGGCCUUCUUGGUGCCACUAUUAGCGGUUACGACUGUGCUGGUGUCUCGACCGUUGCAGGAGGACUGAUUACCCGCGCGGUUGAGCGCGUCGACAGCGGGUACCGGAGUGGAAUGUCGGUGCAGUCGUCGCUCGUCAUGGGCGGCAUCAACGACUUUGGUACAGCCGAGUUGAAGGAGCGCUACCUCCCGGAUAUGGCCAAGGGAAAGCUACUUGGUGCCUUUGGGCUUACCGAGCCAGACCAUGGCAGCGAUCCCGGGUCGAUGGAGACAACUGCACGGCCGCACCCCCGAAAGCAAGGCUCCUUUCUUCUUAGCGGAGCGAAGACCUGGAUCACCAACUCUCCCAUUGCGGACGUGCUGCUUGUAUGGGCCAAGCUUCAAGAGACUGGCAAGAUACGCGGGUUCUUGGUAGACCGGAGAGACUGCCCACCUGGCACGUUAGAAACGCCUGCGAUCAAGAACAAGAACGGCUUGAGGGCCUCGAUUACAGGCAUGAUCCAGCUGGAUGACUGCCUUCGUGGUCCCUUCACAUGCCUGAAUAGCGCAAGGUAUGGCAUUGCUUUUGGCACCAUGGGCGCCCUCGAGGACUGCAUUUCGAGGGCAAGAACAUACGCGCUCGAACGGAAGCAGUUUCAUGGCAACCCGAUCGCCAAGUAUCAGCUGGUCCAGAAGAAACUGGCCGACGCCGCCACAGACGCGGCGUAUGGUACUAUCGCCGCAAUCCAGGUUGGCCGCCUCAAGGAUCAAGGCAAGGCAACCCCCGAAAUUAUUAGCAUGAUAAAGCGUCAGAACUGCGAUAAAGCCCUCCAAAAUGCCCGCCUCUUGCAGGAGAUAUUUGGAGGAAACGCAGUGAGCGACGAGUACGGGAUCGGUCGGCAUGUGGCAAAUCUCUUUGUCACCCAGACUUAUGAGGGGCAAAGUGACAUUCACAGCCUUAUAAUCGGAAGGGCAAUCACUGGUUUGCAAGCUUUUGUCGAUCCUCCCUCAUCAUGCUCGGCCGGGCCGAUAGGCGAAGACCUGUUCCACUGGCAAGCCACGAUUAUGGGCCCGAGUGAUUCACCAUACUCCUCUGGCGUAUUUUUCCUUGCCAUCACAUUCCCAACCGACUACCCGUUCAAGCCACCCAAGAUCAACUUCACCACCCGUAUCUACCACCCCAACAUCAAUGCCAACGGCAGCAUCUGCCUGGACAUUUUGCGAGACCAGUGGAGCCCAGCAUUGACCAUCUCCAAGGUGCUGCUCUCCAUCUGCUCGAUGCUGACGGACCCGAACCCGGAUGACCCUCUCGUGCCUGAGAUUGCCCAUGUGUACAAGACAGACCGCGCAAAGUACGAGGCGACAGCGCGCGAGUGGACCCGGAAGUAUGCUAUUUAG